ACACCUGUCAUAGAGAUUUUGUGUGAUAAGUUAUUUUUAUACUGUUAUAUUGAUGCACAGUAUGUUUUGGUCACAUCACGUUUGAAAUAUUUCACUCUUUGUGCAGCAUUUUGUCUGUGUUCGUGAGGCUGCGCCGUCAUAAAGUACACCUGUUGUAGUGAUUUAUAGUGUGUUUGGUCUGUGCUGGUGACGCUGUGCCGUCAGAAAGUUCACCUUUCCAAGAUAUUUCGUGUGGUGAAUUAGACAUGGAUCCACUGUUGCCCACCCUGAGCAUCGUUGACACCAGUGUGCCACAGGACAGACAACAGUGCUUUCUUAAAGCAUCGAAGGACGCCAAGACCCUGGCCUCUCGCAACAGGUGCUUCGAGCGGAACACUAGCCAGGACAAAAAAAACUGCUUGUGAGGAAGCUAAAAAAAGAUGCCAGCACAUUACUUGUGCGCCAUCUGAGGUCCAGUAUCUCGGCCAGCUCAUUCUAAACUUUGGCAAGUACAAUGGACAAAGUUUUAAAUGGCUGGUGGAGAACGACGUUGGCUACAUUAAAUAUGUGCUGGAUCUACACAUCAAGGAGCGUCGCCAUCAAGGAAGAAAAGAGGGCCCAGGUGAGUAUAUAAAGGAUCUUCUGUUACAGUAUGUGCAACUGUUUCCACAGGUUUCCUGCCACCUCGAGGUCAACGUCGACAGUGCCAUCUACGGUCAGGGCCGCUUCAGAUCCUUCACGUUCCUGGAGAUGUGGCAGUGGUACAGCCUGCACAAGACCCUGCAGGCGGAUCUACAAGCUGGUAGUGCCCAAGAAAAGAAGAUGGCACAGGAGGCGUUCUGCUCUGUGCGGCAGUGGCUGACGAUGAAGGAGGAGGACAUCAGCGUCAAGACACUGAAGCGGUUCCGGCAGUACAUUCUCAACAAAGAGAAACCCCUAGAAGACAGGCCUCUUCCUGCAGCGGCGGCCAGCUCCAGCUCGUCGGGAUCUAGAGGUGAUGGUGGAUGGGCGGAUGAUGCGCUACUGGUGGAAGCCCUCAGUGCUUUCGAAGCACAAGCAGUUGAGGACAAAGGCGGUCUGCCGAAGAAACCACUCAGCUUCCCUGAAAGACAAGGAGCCGGGGAAACAAAGAGAAGAAAACGUUCCUGUGAAGAUCUUUCACAGAAGCCACACUCAGACUCUCCACUGUCUGCUGCUCCUGCGUCGACUUCUUUAUUGGAGGCUCCUGCAUCAGCCUCAUUAGUUCCUGGCCAGUCUUCUUCAUCGGCUCCUGCAUCAGCCUCAUCAGUUCCUGGCCAGUCUUCUUCAUCGGCUCCUGCAUCAGCCUCGUCAUUUCCUGCCUCGGCUUCUUUAUCGGCUCCUGUAUCAGCCUCGUCAGUUCCUGCCUUGGCUUCUUCUUCGGCGGCUCCUACAUCAGCCUCGUCAGUUCCUGCCUCGGCUUCUUCAUCGGCUCCUGCAUCAGCUUCUGUGUCAGCUUCUGACGUUCAACCUAGAAGGUCAUCUGGUGGGUCAACACACAGUGACCCAGCACAUUCUGAGGUGUUAUUUGAGGGUUGGCACAAGAUGUGGGAGUCUGGUCUUCAUGGGCUGCCCAGUGCAGACAUACUGUGGCUUAAGGAGGAUGCUGAAAGGGGACUCUUUCAGAGGGCCAUGUCUUAUAAAGACAAACAUGGAAACAGAAAGUGGAGGAAAGUCCUGAAGGAUGACCGGAUGUGGUUUCACCCUCCAGAAUUUCCUGGAGUGGUGGAAGGAAAAGUCCCCUCAGCAGACUCCUUUUUUCACAGCUCCGUUUUUUUCUGGAGACCAGUCGGUGUGUGGCGUUACAGUCUUCGGUGCCCAAGGUCUGACUGCCCAGCACGCACCAAUCAGAAGGCUUUUCUCUACCGUUGUGGGUAUUCAUCCACGGUAAGACAGAUCUGCCACAUGUCUGGCUGGUACUCCAUGCUGACUGAGGUCCUGGCAUGCAACGCCUGUAGAAAGGCUGCAAAGGAGUCGGAAGAGCAUACUAUUGGUCGUUUCCUGUCAUGGGAUCAGUGCAUCCUUAAUCAGCUCAGUCCAGCUCACAGAGCGGUGUUUCCUGCUGUCUUGACGCUACGGUGAGUCUCUAGCAGAAUACAAAUCAUUGUAAA
Molecule: messenger RNA, 2108 nt
Organism: Danio rerio (zebrafish)
Lineage: Eukaryota; Metazoa; Chordata; Actinopteri; Cypriniformes; Danionidae
Source: RefSeq, a predicted model, not a curated record